AUGACUAUGUGGAUGCAAAUUUCCUUUAUAGAUGUGGAUGAUUAUGAAAGUUACGGUGGAAUGAUAACUUGUCCUAAUUAUAUGAUGAUGGAUCCAUUUAUCAUGCUGGCCAAUGUCAUUAGUAAUGAGAUUUAA
Molecule: messenger RNA, 135 nt
Organism: Diversispora eburnea
Lineage: Eukaryota; Fungi; Glomeromycota; Glomeromycetes; Diversisporales; Diversisporaceae
Source: the annotation of a GenBank genome assembly